AUGCCGGAUUUGCUGACAUUGGAGGACGUGGCUGUGGAGUUCACCCGGGAGGAGUGGCAGCUCCUGGCCCCUGCUCAGAAGGCCCUGUACCGGGACGUGAUGCUGGAGAACUACAGCCACCUGGUGUCUGUGGGACAUCAAGUCAGCAAACCAGAUGCCCUCUCCCAGUUGCAAGAAGAACAGCCAUGGACUGUAUUGGACAACAGCUGUAAUCGGAACUUUUCAGAAAUCUGGAAAGUCGAUGACUGUCUGCAUGUGCCCUCCCAAAGUGAGAGCAGGAUGGAUAGAUUGGAGCAGCGGCCUGAAGAUAAUGCAUUGGGAAACAUUAUUCGUCAGCACAAAAGUAAUUUUCCUUUAAGUCAAAAUCAUGAUGUGUGUGAUUCGGACGAAAAAGUUAUGAAGACAGAAUUAACUUUAAUCAACCAAAGUGGAAGCUCUGAAAUAAACAACUCUAUUAAGCUUAAUUGGCAAUUUUGUGAUCAAAUUAAAUUCGAAGAGGGUCAAAAAUUUAACAGUACUAAAUUUCAACUCAUUAAGCACCAAAAAGUUCACAAAAUACAGAAGACUCUUGUACGUAGUGAAUGUGGCAAAACCUUCAUCAAAUCUUGGUCCAUUCAUCAGAUCAUUUAUACAGAAGAGAAACCCCAUAGGUGCAGUCUUUGUGGGGAAGCCUUCUCCAACAAGCUUCAGAUGACGGAACACCAGCGUAUUCAUACCGGAGACAAAGCUUACAUCUGCAAUGAAUGUGGAAAAUGCUUCAAACAUAUGGGGAAUCUUAUCACUCAUCAGCGAACUCACACGGGAGAGAAAUCUUACUUCUGCAGUGAAUGUGGGAAGGGCUUCAUCCAGAAGGGAAACCUUGUUACACAUCAGCGAACUCACACUGGAGAGAAGCCUUAUGUAUGCAGUGAAUGUGGAAAAUGCUUCAAACAUACAGGAAGCCUUGUUACUCAUCAGCGAACUCAUACUGGAGAAAAGCCCUACAGAUGCGGUAAAUGUGGAAAAGACUUCAUCCAGAAGGGAAAUCUUAUUACUCAUCAGCGAAUUCACACUGGAGAGAAACCCUACGUCUGCAGUAAAUGCGGGAAAAGCUUCAUCCAGAAGGGAAACCUUGUUACUCAUCAGCGAACUCACACUGGAGAGAAACCCCAUGUGUGCAGCAAAUGCGGAAAAUCUUUUAGCCAGAAGUCAAGUCUUACUGAACAUCAAAGAAUUCACACAGGAGAGAAACCUCUCCAAUGCCGUCAAUGUGGGAAACCCUUCAUCACGAAGUACAGGCUCAUGGUCCAUCAGAGAUCACAUACAGGAGAGAGACCAUGUGGUUGCACUCAGUGGGAGAACUUCUGCCUAGACCUAUUGCCUUGUGAGACAUAA
Molecule: messenger RNA, 1374 nt
Organism: Chrysochloris asiatica (Cape golden mole)
Lineage: Eukaryota; Metazoa; Chordata; Mammalia; Afrosoricida; Chrysochloridae
Product: zinc finger protein 613-like
Exons: 6
Coding region: 1-1374 (457 amino acids)
Biological process (GO): regulation of DNA-templated transcription
Source: RefSeq, a predicted model, not a curated record